Molecule: messenger RNA, 3285 nt
Organism: Triplophysa dalaica
Lineage: Eukaryota; Metazoa; Chordata; Actinopteri; Cypriniformes; Nemacheilidae
Gene: grinaa
Product: glutamate receptor, ionotropic, N-methyl D-aspartate-associated protein 1a (glutamate binding)
Exons: 7
Coding region: 163-1266 (367 amino acids)
Biological process (GO): negative regulation of apoptotic signaling pathway
Cellular component (GO): endoplasmic reticulum; Golgi apparatus; membrane
Source: RefSeq, a predicted model, not a curated record
UUCAGAGCAGACAAGCAUAAUCACGAGCUGAGCAACGGGACCGCAAGCGUCGUCAGCUCAAACCAGCAAACACUGCAUUCUCUCUGUUCUUAUUUAAUACACAAACGUCGCGGUUUGCUGUUCGCAACAUAACCUUGAGGUUUUACAGUAAGGGAAGGAGACAUGUCUCAGGAAAAGCCCAGCUACCCUAUAAUGGGGGAAAACAACCCUCUUCACAACAAUGUCUACGGACCGCCCAAAAUUGAUGCGUUUGGUAUGCCCCCACCCAACUUCAACCAGGGUCCAGCAGCACCUCCAUAUGUGGCACCUCCAUACGUGGCACCUGACUCCUAUAACCAGACUGGAUACGGACAGCCUGCUUUUGGCCAACCCGCAGCCCAACCUGGGUUUGGCCCUGGACCCUACCCGCAGAUGCCGUAUCCACAGAUGCCCUACCCACAGGGGACCUACCCUCAGGGGCCAUACCCACAGAGUCCUUACCAGCAGGGGCCCGACCAACCUGGCAUAAGUGCAGAUCCGAAUGUGUCUAUUGGGAGUCCUGGUUAUCACACUGGAGAUGGUCCCCCCUCUUAUUAUGGCAACGACGAGUUUUCUAACUCAAACUGGGAAGAUAAGAGUAUCAGACAGGCCUUUAUUAGAAAGGUGUUUUUGGUGCUGUCUGUUCAGCUGUUGGUCACCUUCUCUUUUGUUGCCAUUUUCACCUUUUCGACCGACGUCAAAGUGUUUGUACGGAGGAAUCAGUGGACAUACUAUGUGUCGUACGCAAUCUUCUUCGUGUCACUCAUCGUGCUCAGCUGCUGCGGAGAGUUUCGUCGCAAACACCCAUGGAAUCUUGUGGCACUGUCCAUCCUGACCCUGAGUCUGUCCUACAUGGUGGGCAUGGUCGCCAGCUAUUAUGACACGGAUGCGGUCAUCAUGGCAGUGGGCAUCACCGUUGUGGUCUGCUUUACAGUUGUGCUUUUCUCCCUGCAGAGCAAAUAUGACUUCACUUCCUGCUGGGGUGUGCUUUUCGUCUGUCUGAUUGUCCUGCUCGUCGCCUCCAUCCUCUGCAUCUUCAUUCAAAACAAAAUUCUCCACAUUGUGUACGCCUCCCUCGGUGCCCUGCUCUUCACCUGCUUCCUGGCUGUGGACACCCAGCUUCUUUUGGGCAACAAGAAGCUGUCUCUUAGCCCAGAGGAGUACGUCUUUGGAGCUCUCAACCUCUACACUGACAUCAUCAACAUCUUCCUUUACAUCCUGGCCAUUGUGGGUCGCACCAGGGACUGAGUGCGCCCCCGCCCUGUGGGAAGAGGGAAGUGCAGUCUAUCUUACGCAGAAUGGUGUAUCACCUUACCUCUCAUUACCUUUCCUCAUAUCUUUUGAGUCCUAAUUUAUUUUUUCUCACAUUCACUACAGUAUAUAUAACAUAUGUACAUUCUUGUUAUAAAAAGGCUUAGUCUUUUCUGGACUUAGCACCAAUCAAAAUAAACAAAAAUACAUUUUUAGAAAUGUAUUAAAUCCAUACGAAGAGUUUCAUGAAACCAUAAUCUUUACGUCGUUCUGCUGCAUAGCUUGUUUCCUGUUUAAACCGCUUGCGUGGUUCUGGAGAUGUUUAGCGUGAUAUGACAGCUGCAUCAAAACAGCUUUGCAUCAAUGACAUCAAUGGACUGGGGUAGAUUUAUAUUUAGAGCCAUGAUACUGAUCCUAAUGUGCUCCACUAGAUAAUAACAUUUCUCUGCAUGGUAGUCUGAAGUUCAGUUUAUACCCGAGCGUAGGACGUACGCCUUAGCCUACGCAGAGCCCUUAGCCUACGUACCCUGCGCCGUAGCGCACCUCUCCAAAAAUGUAACGACGCGGAUCGCUGGGAUUGGUCUGUUUGAACCCCUCCCUCAAAUAAAAAAACUGUGUGAUAGUCAUGUUUACUCAAACGCAUUUCCGAAUGAAUUAUCCGAGUAAAUUAUUUGUGCUUCUGUAUUAGUCAUCUCAAAUCUGCAACAAACAUUACUGUUUACUUACCUCUUUCACUGCUAAUGCUUAUUAAACUAGCUGCUUCUUCUUCGGCUCUUGUCUUGGUUACACAAGCAACAUGCGUGUGGACACUGACAACUAGUGGUCAUUACCUGUCAACAUGGAUAACAACAUAGAAGUAUAAAUGAAAACCAACAAUUAAUCUACGGCGAAGGUCCGACGCUCGAGUAUAAACUUUGCUUAACGCAGCAAAGAAUGUCGGAUAGACAAAAACAGAUACUUCUCCAAACAUUAUAUAUUAGAUAUAGCUGUACAUAGUCAAAUAAUACCUGAUACCCCUCCAGAUCUAGGCAUGAAUAUGUGUAAGUCUGUGUUUUUUAACCAUACUGCUUUGCGACGUAAUAACACAUAUACACUCCAAAAUAACAAAAGGAUGUUCAGGUGACUGGAUCAUCUACAGUAAUACUGUAAGCACUGACAAGUACAAAAAAGUAUGUAAAUAGUUUUUUUAGCAGAGUGUAGUUGUCAGGUCUUGACAAUUAAAUUGUUCCAAAGGUCAGUAUUAAGAAGCUCUAUCAUUACAUACUGUAACAUACUUGUUUAUACACACAUGCUUAUUACUUAACUUUUUUUCUUUUUGUAAAAUAUAUUUUGUGUGUGUUUGUUUGAGGAAAAGCAAUGUUUUCCUGCCUUUAAGCUGGUUUAACUGGUUGCAUGUUACUUUGCAAAACAUUCCAUAUGCUGGAAAAUGUUUGCAGGAAAAACAUUUGGAGGAAAACUCCUACAAUGUAUGUCGUUGUGCAUAUUGGGAAUUGAUUUAUUUAACUGACUAGGAAGACUUGCAAAUAAUACAUUGUUUAUUGCUUUGAUAAAUUGAAUUUAGAAAUCCGAAGGGUUUAAAUUUUUUUAUACCGUUAAUGACCACUUUAAAAUGACAUAAAUUAAAUUUAAAUUACUUAAUGAUUACAAAAAUGUAAAGGAUAUAUUAAAGUUAGACUGCAGAAAAGUCACUCCAGAUUUUAACCUAAGAAUGUGAAUUGACAUUGUGUCACAUCUAAUUAAAUUUGUAUAUUUAUUAAGAAUCUGUUUUCACAUCACAUCAAUGUAACCAGCUGCAAUCUUCUGCCUUGCAUGUGGAACUGUUGCACAUUGAACUAGCUAUGACAGACAUGGUUGAAGAAAAUAUUGACUUGUGUGGCAUAACUCUUUUUUUAUGUUAUUAAAUGUUUGUCUUUAAAACUAACUUUAGCAUAAGUAAAGCUUUAGUGGAUUGAGGUGUGUUUGGGCUUUGUAGAUCUGUUUUCUCUGUAAAUUUGCAUUAAACUGAAGUAAACUAGA